AUGGCGGUCCUGAACCGUCUUCUGAGAAGCACGACCUUGUCACUCACACUCCGGAGGAGCUUAUCAUCUUCAUCUUUGAAUUCGGGAAUAGGCCUCGGAGGAGCACCACCACCGCCGCUGUCUUCUCUUCAUUUCAGUCUGGGUGGAGGAGGAGGAGGAGCAGACACGCCAAACACAAAGAACAGGAAUGUGCAGUGGGUGUUUCUUGGUUGCCCAGGCGUCGGCAAAGGUACCUACGCCGGUCGCCUCUCUCACCUCCUCCGUGUCCCUCAAAUCUCCACCGGCGAUCUUGUUCGCGAAGAGCUCUCACACAUACAGCUUUCUCUCCCUCGGCUAUCCGGCCGCACCACCCACCAAAGCUUCGGGCAGCUGAAACUUCUCCCUCGUUCUGGUUAUCUAUCUCUCUACAUAUGGCAUAUAUCCGGCUACUGA
This is a messenger RNA of Camellia sinensis, 432 nucleotides long. The record is from RefSeq and is a predicted model, not a curated record. NCBI's taxonomy places the organism in Eukaryota, Viridiplantae, Streptophyta, Magnoliopsida, Ericales, Theaceae.